GAUUAUCUCAUAUAAAGUCAAAUUUAAUAGUCAUAUACUGUGCAAAUCCAAAACAAGUAAAUGCAAGGACAUAUAUAAACAUUACCACUGAACAAUGAAAAAGGUACAUAUGAGUGGGUGAGUUGUGCACAGACCACUUCUAGGAAAAGACAGAUGUUUAGGGGGGCUCUGCAUCUCCCAGGAUCAGGCCAACUGUCUCCCAGGUCCAUGCUGUCUAUUGCAUCCCAAAAACAUUAACAAGCAAGAUAAAACAAACAAAAAAACAAAAAAACAAAAAACCACAUUAUCAUUGUCAUGUUGUAUUUACUUGUUCGGUUCAUUUGUUCAUUUUUUGUAUCUUCUACCCAAAUUGUCACUUUAUUAUUCUGUGUAGAUGAGGUUUGACCAUAGGGUCUGACUGACGACUUGUAUCUUUCCUCACUUUUACAGGUUUUACGGUAUUAUUAUCUUAGAAGCGGAAGUCUCUAUGACAACUUCCUUGGUAACGGGAAGCUUGUUCUCCAGUGUUUUUGAAUCCGACAUGUUCAGCUAUACAAGUCCAUAGAACACGUCUUCUAAAUUGCUUACUUAAUUUUUACUUUGUUUUAUGUUGUAUGCAUUCAUGGGUUUAACGCCGUCUCGAGCGACGUAGGGGAAAUUGUUCCAGCUAACUCUUACGUUAGCAUUAGCCAUCUAGCUAAUCAGCUAAGCUGGAGUUCGCACUGCUCACUAUGCCACUUUAAGGAGAUGAACUACCGCCGGUGGUGUCGUUCAUUUCACAUAUUUAUCGUCUUGUGUGCACGUUUGGCAAACGCAGCCACGGAAUCAGGCGUCUCUUCAACCGUCAAUGUCAAUCCGACAAAUGGGGGACCUUUCAGCUCCCCGACACCAGCUCCAGGCGCCACAGAGGCCGUGGGCUUCACUAGUCUCGGUACCACAGAGGUGUCUGAAGCUCCUACUGUGAUCACUGAAGCUCCCUCUGCACCCUCUGUGCCCACUGAAGCUCCCCCUGCACCCUCUGUGCCCACUGAAGCUCCCCCUGCGGUUGCUCCAGAGGGUUGUCUCUGUGACUUAAGCCCCAAUUUCUGUGACAUUGGCUGCUGUUGUGACACAGUUGAUUGUGGUGUUGCGAACCUGAGUACAGUUUUCACUGGAUGUCCACAGAAAGCUGUAUCAGGAGUUUGCAUUGAGAAAUGGCUGAUGUUCAGGGCUAACGUGGAUUCAUCUCUUGUCACUGUGACCGACUCCUUGUUUUGUGUCCAGUCUGAAAAUACUGCACCCCAGUCUCUCCAAGCUCUGCCUCAGUUUCCAGCUUUAGGGGAUUCAUACCACUUUUCACCACCAGCAGCUACAAGCAGCAGCCACAGUAGAGCUUUCUACAGGGCUGAUGAUGUUAUCCAGACAUAUUUCUCCAGCUCAUUUGUGCGUGGUCUCCUUCGUCAGCCGUCUCCAGGAGCUUCAGCUGCAUUCUGUGUCAACCGCAACCCUGCAAAAUUCUUGAGGUCUGUGUCUUUGUCUUGUACCCGCAUGUUGACUCCUCAGUCCUGCACCACAGACCCCAAUCUCAACGCCCGCUCCUACUUCUCUGACUUAAGUCUAAUAAAGAUUCCAGUAGGCGAGACUGCACAAGUGUCAGAUCUUCUUAUUCCAGUUACACCACUGUCUGAUUGGCCUGCGCCAAGCCAACAAAACAGCUCCUGUGUCAAUGUGGUGAAAAAGGUGGAGUUUGUUAUAGGAUACACAGGCAGAGGAGAACUCACAUAUGCAACUGUGAACGUAGUCUUAGCUGAUGUGGAUCCAAAUCAGUUGCUGCUGCAGACACACUCUGUGCAGUUCCAGCUGGCCACACCCAGCCCCAGUCCACAAGGAGCAAUCCCUGCAGUUGGACUCAGGGUGGGAUCUCCACUCAUUGGUCGCUUUAAUGGAGACGUGACACCUCUGACCAUGCUGAAGGUGUCACAGAGUGGGGAGUGCUCCUCUGACCCCAGCGAACGAGCACCCAUCCUCUUCACACACAACACCAUCACUGGCUGCACGUUCAGGUCCCCAUCUAGAGACUGUUCAGAGCUGCGGUCCCAGAUUUAUGGGAUCUUGCAGGGGCUUGCUACUCCUGAUGAGAUUGCCAUGAACUCAGGCUCCCAACUGAGCUGGACAAGAGUCAUCACCCAGGAGUGUCCAGUCAGCCUGCAGGAAACAUGCGAAUCAGGCUGCCUCCUUCCCAAAUCUCUCUCUGUCCAAGUGCUAUGGGCUUGCCAGGGUCUCUUAGACCUUCCCCAGAAAUACAUCCUGGGGGCCAAAUACAUUUUCAAGUGUCAAAAUUUCAAGUGUCCGGUGUCGUCCCCUCUCGCUCUAACCACCGAAGUGAUGUUUGCAGACACUACAGUUUACCCAGGACCCCCCAGGGGCUUGCCGCAGCCUGACUGGAAGUUUCCCUUUGGUUUCUUCACUAGAGGCAAAGCUGAGCUGGAUGGGCAUGUUGUUAUUAACGGCAGUGACACUGAGAAGGUCACAUGGAGUUUAAUGCUGUUCACAGUCAUGUUGCUAACAGGAUUAGAAUUCUUCACUAGGUAG
Molecule: messenger RNA, 2550 nt
Organism: Toxotes jaculatrix (banded archerfish)
Lineage: Eukaryota; Metazoa; Chordata; Actinopteri; Toxotidae
Product: tectonic-3-like
Exons: 14
Coding region: 727-2550 (607 amino acids)
Biological process (GO): smoothened signaling pathway; cilium assembly
Source: RefSeq, a predicted model, not a curated record